Molecule: messenger RNA, 354 nt
Organism: Benincasa hispida (wax gourd)
Lineage: Eukaryota; Viridiplantae; Streptophyta; Magnoliopsida; Cucurbitales; Cucurbitaceae
Source: RefSeq, a predicted model, not a curated record
AUGAAAGGUAUUCUGAGGUUUGGCAAGAAAGGGAAGUUGAGUUCGAGAUUCAUUGGACCCUUCGAGGUCUUGGAACAAGUUGGCCCUGUAGCUUAUCGAUUGGCAUUGCCCCUAGCAUUGUCUCCAGUUCAUAAUGUCUUCCAUGUUUCAAUGCUAAGGAAGUAUGUAACAGACCCAUCCCAUGUAGUUGACUACGAGGCCUUACAAUUGAAUGACAACUUGAGCUACGAGGAGAAGCCUAUACAGAUCCUCGCCAGAGAGGUAAAAAUAUUGCGCCACCAGGAAAUUGCUUUUGUGAAAGUCCUGUGGCAGAAUAACCAGUUCAAGGAGGCUGGGAGUGAGAGGAUGAGAUGA